Eucalyptus grandis is the source of this 471-nucleotide messenger RNA. RefSeq lists its product as uncharacterized. NCBI's taxonomy places the organism in Eukaryota, Viridiplantae, Streptophyta, Magnoliopsida, Myrtales, Myrtaceae. The transcript has a single exon. The record is from RefSeq and is a predicted model, not a curated record. Bases 1 to 471 code for a protein of 156 amino acids.
AUGGAGGGAAUGAAGCCACUCGGAGCUUGGCCUAGUCCCUUUAGUUAUAGAGUCAAAUGGGUCCUCAAGCUCAAGGGAGUGGAGUACGAGUCGGUGGAGGAAGAUCUCGGAAGCAAGAGUGACAAAUUGUUGCGGUGCAACCCAGUUCACAAGAAGAUCCCUUAUUCGAAGCUAAUUCCUUAUCAUGAAUAUCUUGAAGACUUGGUUAAGAAAUUCAAUGAAAUCUCUUUUGAUUACCUACCAAGGUCUCAAAAUCAGUUUACUGAUACUUUGGCGACCUUAUCAUUGAUGUUACAAGUAGUUGACGGCUUGAGCAUUGAUCCACUACAAAUUGACGUUAUGAAGAAACCUGCUUACUACAUGGUGAUUGAAGAAGAAAUUGAUGGUCAACCAUGGAGUUACGAUAUCAUGAAUUACCUCCUAAAAGUAAAUUCCCUCGGGAAAGUCGCGCCAAUGAUCGGAAAUACCUAA